Molecule: messenger RNA, 4659 nt
Organism: Paramisgurnus dabryanus
Lineage: Eukaryota; Metazoa; Chordata; Actinopteri; Cypriniformes; Cobitidae
Gene: edrf1
Product: erythroid differentiation regulatory factor 1
Biological process (GO): positive regulation of DNA-templated transcription
Molecular function (GO): protein binding
Source: RefSeq, a predicted model, not a curated record
UCCGCUUCCGGUAAGAGGUUCUGUAAGUUUACAGUGGUCAGUGUGAGAAGCUGCCAGAUGAGAUAGAGAGCUCAAAUCUACAAAACAUCAAUUAUAUUUAACUCUUUAUUAAUCUAAUAUCUAACUAGGUGCUAUCGAUUGAAGUGUCAAGCUAAAAUCACACAGAUAUAUCGAUAUCGAAGCUGCAACAGCGAGCAGGAUAUUAAUAAAAGCACAUGAUGGUGUUAUGCAUACUGGUAUGUGUGUAGACAGUAAAGCAGACUUAUGAAGAAUCACAGGAUAAAUUGAUAGAAUCGGCUAUUUUAUAUUCUCAAAUUCGUCGUUUUGUGAAUUUUCUGGAUGGAUAACUGUGGUAAACAUGAUGAGCUCUCAGGAUAACAAGACGGAGUUGGAGCAGAGAGAUGAGGACGAACAGACCAGUGCUGCCAGUGAAGACAACAGACAGGGGGCGGAUCUGGGCAACAAUGAAGUGAAGAGUCGUGCAGUUGUGAAAUAUUCAGCGGCUCCGCCCCCCAGCACCUAUGCAUUAUUGCAGGAGAAGACCGACCUCAAACUGCCUCCCGCUAACUGGCUGAGAGAAAAUGCCCAGCUGGGACCUGCAGGGACCACGGUGCUCGGGUCUAGCCGGAAAAGCAAACCUUUCUCUAGUUUUGGGAUGGCGUAUGACUUCAUUGACUGUAUUGGUGAUGAUGUUGACGUUGUGUCUGAUUCAGAGAACAUUAAGAAGUUGCUGAAGAUCCCGUACAGUAAGUCUCACGUCAGCAUGGCUGUUCAUCGAGUUGGCGGCACUCUGCUGUUGGAUGAUCUUGACAUUCAGGAACUGUUUAUGAGAUCAUCACAGACCGGAGACUGGACAUGGCUGAAGGAGUUUUAUCAGCGUCUCAUUGACCAGAAGUGGCAGAGAAAAAAGAAAAGUAAAGAACAUUGGAAUGAGAAAGCCAUUCUCUCAAAAUUUCUCUAUUACAGUAUUAACAGUAAUGGGGUGCCCGUGACAUCAGAUACAGACCAGACAGCAGGCGAUGGUUGUGGGACGGGGAGUGAUGGGCCGUCUUGGCCUGCGACCUUCACCAAUUCCUCUUCUGCUUCAGAGGAGCCUGCAAUACCCAAAGAGGAGCAGGUUGACACUUAUGAUUUUGGUCACGUGUCUUCAAUUCCUAAAGAGCAGAACCUGCCUACAUUAUUCAAUGAAGGAGAAAACAGCCAGGGUUUGAAGAACGACUUUGUCCGAAACAUAUUAUGGACUUUUGAGGACAUCCACAUGCUUGUGGGAUCAAAUAUGCCAAUAUUUGGAGGUGGUCGGUACCCAGCAGUCAGUCUCCGACUCAGGGACAACAAUAAACCAAUCAACGUCCUGACAGGAAUCGACUACUGGCUGGAUAAUUUAAUGUGUAAUGUACCAGAGUUGGUCAUGUGUUUUCAUGUUAAUGGCAUCGUACAGAAAUAUGAGAUGAUUAAAACAGAGGACAUCCCAGAUUUGGAGAACUCCAGAUUUUCGACGCGAGUUGUGAAGGACAUUGCACAGAAUAUCCUAUCGUUCCUAAAAUCCAACUGUACCAAAGAAGGCCACACCUACUGGCUUUUCAAAGCCAGUGGAAGUGACAUCGUGAAGUUGUACGAUCUCACAACCCUUUGCGAAGAGGCAGCCGAGGAGAAAUGCCAAAACCCUUUCAAGUUACCUGUAGCUGUGCUGCUCUACAAAGUUGCCAGUAACAUGAUCCUAAAGAAAAGCCAAAACGGGAAGAACUACGGCACAAUCCGAACUCUGUUACUCAACUGUAUUAAACUUCUGGAUGAGGAGAGACAUCCACAGAUCAUCGCCUCUGCCCACUACAUGCUAGCAGAACUCUUCCAGUUAGACGAUGUGAAUGAAGAGGUGAGCGACGGGGAAUCUCUGAAGGGCGGAGGCUCUGAAGACAGCUACAGUGAUGAAGAUGAGGAGGAGGAAGAUGAUGAAGAUGACGGAUGCUCCUACAGCACCUCCUCUAAGCCACAGGAUGACUCAAAAGCCGUAGCUAUCAUAAAGUCUGUCGGGGAGCUGUCUGUUCCGGAGAAAUACAAGAGCACUCACCAGAUCAGACCUAACUAUUCGUUUCCUGUGUCACAAGACAAAGAAGAGAAGUGUCGACUGGUUCUCAGCUAUGUUCUUAAAGGUCUGAAAGCAGUAGACAGCAGUAUAAAGAAAGAAAGUGACCUACCAGCCGCCGACCCCACCACCCCGAUUCCUCUGAAGUACGAGGAAAGAUCUCAAACAGGAGCUGGAGAUGUGGAGAAAGAGAUCGCUCUCCUCCUGGACAGAGUCGGUCCGUGUAACGAGGAACUAACAGUGCCGACGCGCUCCGGUAUGAUCCCGGGCACCUGGCAGCACCGUGUGAAACAGCAGCUUUUCCUGAAAGCAUCAAAAGCUUACUACAUCCUGUCAGAUGCUGCGUCCAACCUGAUGAAGUACGGCCGGGCACUGCGCUACAUCAAACUGGCUUUGCAGUGUCAUGAUGCGUAUUGCUCCAUCAGUGGUGGUCUCCACCCACAGGUGCUUUUGUUUCACUGUCAGUGUCUGUCUCUGUGUGGAGAUGUUCAGCUGAUGUUGGCCCAGAAUGCCUCCAACAGAGCAGCAUACCUUGAGGAGUACAACUAUCAGACCAAAGAUGACCAGGAGAUCUUACACUGCCUGCAUCGUGAGAGCUCCUGCCAGGCCUUCAGCAUGGCUACCGAUCUGGCCACAGACCUGGAGUACCAGCUGAUCAUCAGCAGAAAGUGUUAUGAAGCUGCCCAUGAUCUUUUAGCCUCAGGAGUGCUGAAAGAUUUGGGACAGGAGCAGUUGGGUCAGGUUCUGAAACGGCUCGGCAACAUCCGCAACGAGAUGGGCGUCUUCUACAUGAACCAAGCGGCGGCCAUGCAGACCGAGAAAGAAGGAGAGCGCAGGAGUGUGUGCGUGGCCGAGCAGGAGUUGUGGAAGAAGAGUUUCUCGUGUUUCGAGAAGGGCAUGCAAAAUUUCCAAGCAAUUUCAGACUCAGUGAACACGUCCCUGCUGCUGUGUAACAUUGGGCGUCUCAUGCGCAUCUGCGCACAGGCUCACUGUGUCGUGACAUCGGAGCGAAGCCGUGGGGAGUUCUCACCCGAAGAGGCUUUAUACUACAAUAAGGCGAUUGAAUACUAUCAGAAAGCCCUGAAGUCCCUGGGUUGCAGAGACAGUCAUCCUGCAGUCUGGGAUUCUGUUAACUGGGAACUUUCGACAACGUAUUUCACUUUGGCCACACUUCUGCAGGAUUACGCUCCACUGUCCCGUAAAGCACAAGAGCAGAUCGAGAGGGAGGUCACAGAGACCAUGAUGAAGUCCCUGCGGUACUGCGAUCUCCAGACAGAAUCCGCCCGCCAGCCGCUAUACCAGUACAGAGCGGCGACUAUCCAUCACAGACUGGCUUCAAUGUACCACAGCUGUUACCGUAACCAGGUUGGAGACGAAAGCAUCCGGAAGCAACACAAGGCUCAGGCGGAGCAGCAUUACAGUAAAGCCGUGCGUCUCUUUGUGAAUCUGAGCGACGCCCCGUGCGAGCUGCUACGCACGCUUUUGGAGAGAGUGGCGUUUGCUGAGUUCACCAUGGCAGGUCAGAACAGCAAUGCAGUCAAACUGAAGACUCUGACGGGAGCUCUGGAGACGAUGCGCGAAACUCGACACGCUUUCAAACUCAUCCAUAAAGAACUGAUGGAGCAAGAGGAGAAAGUGAUACUCACUCUUGAAGACUCGGAUAAGCCUGCAGAAGUCCAGGGUUCAGAUGGUUCCUCCUCAUCUGAACUAAACACAGAAGAAGUUGUGAAGUUGAUGGGCGUGUUUGAACCCAGUUUCUCCUUCCUGCUGCUUCAGAUGAUGAAACUCAGUACUGCAAGUAAACGUAAACUCAGUGUUAAAGAAGAGGAGCAGGUGAAGGCCUACAAGAACGUCUAUUCUCGGCUGUUACGGGCCGAUAAGUCCGUCCCGCUCAUCCAGCGGGUUUCCCUCUAUCUGGAGCUGCUGGAUCAGCUGAACCCACCCACAGGAAGUGAAGAAACGAAAUCAACAUCUUGAGAUUUACUUAUAAACCAGCUGGUUUGAACAGUCUAAAGCACGCUCCUGUCUUUGGCUUUUUUAUCCUAAUUGGGAAUGUAUGGAUAGAGUUAUAACAAUCCUGCUCUUGGAUAAAAGCUGAUGAAAUAAGGCAUUAUAAAAGAUGGCGUGAUAUCAACUUUUAAAAGAGCCUUAGAAAUGUGAACACCGCUUUCACCAGCAGUGCCUUUCCUUAUGCUCAUAGUCAUACAGUAUAUGUUACAGGACGUCCUAUGUGAGCAGACAUAGACUCAUUAUACACUCAUCAGUGAUUUUGUGACAUUUGUUUAAAAUGAAAACAAAUGAUGAUGAGAAAUCCAAACUGUACAGUUGUUUGUAGAGCAGAUAUUUAUUUCUAAUUAGACAAUAUGUACAAAAUGUGAACCUGUGAUGCUGUUUCACACACUUGGGGCUGGAACAUAUUCAUGGACCUUUUCAUUUUUUAGUUAAUGAAUAAGCUGAUAAAUUGAAAAACAAAAAUGUGCAAUAUUUUGGCAAGCCUCAAUGCAACCGAUGUAUUGUUUAAGGUCAUUUGUGUUUGCUUGGCUUUAACAAGUCUGCAAUAAAGAUUUUAAAAACGC